GCCAUGGCCUCAAUCGAGUAAACUGACUUAUCGUGCCUAGUGCCGAGUAAAUUGAAUAAUCACCUCGGCUAAUUUCAUAUCAAGGCCGAUACAGUACGUAUCACCGCCGCGCAAGGCAGAUAGUGUCCGAUGUCAUAUCUGCCUCGGGUCAGCGGGAUAGAGAGAUAAAUUGCACCUUCCCCCGGCAAUUGUGGCCAAGACCAAAAGAGCAAGAGAGUCAAGAACGAAAGAUGACUACCACUAUUACUACAGUCCUCACUGUUCCCGGUCGCCCAAUGGCCUCGCAGACCCCACCAUUUUCUAAUUCAUCACUCCUUGAGCUUGUCGCCCACCGACCCCUACAUCUCGCACAUUCUAUCUGGUUGUUCACGUACAGCGAUCUAAAGACAAUCGUCGCGACCAGCCUCGGCUUUGGAUUCUUCACAGCCGCCGGAGCCAUCGCAUUUGGCCUUGAUCCGUUGCCAACCUGGUUCGAGUAUGUGAGCGGCUUGCUGACUGUGCUCAUGUGGGCCUGGCUCAAUCUACUCCCAUUCACCAUCGAUAAUCAACGUCAGCCUGCCUCCAUCCUGGAAGACUCGCUCAACAAACCAUGGAGACCGAUGCCCUCGAAGCGCAUGACUCCCGAGCAGGCCAGAAGCCUAAUGCUGCUGCUCUACGGAGCGGCGGUGGGAGUGAGCGCCCUUAUUGGCGGGCUCUGCCAAUGCCUCGUGCUGAUUGGUCUGGGCUACUGGUAUAACCAGAAGCAAGGCUCGGACGCUGGCUUCCUCGUCCGCAACCUCAUCAACAGCCUGGGGUUCAUGAGCUACAUCGCCGGCGCGGCGCAGCUCACGCUGGGCCCACAGCGGUGGACCACCUUCAUCGCCCUUGGCAGGGGUAUGAGUAUAGGGCCGACGUGGUUAGCUAUCAUUGGCGCUGUCGUAAUGAGCACCGUCCAGACUCAAGAUAUGUGUGAUCAGCUUGGGGACCGGGCGCGGGGCCGUAAGACGCUGCCUCUCGUCAUUGGCGACGUAGCGGCACGGUGGGUGACAGCAGUCACUAUAUCGAUGUGGGGCCCGUUUUGUGUCUGGUUCUGGGGAUGGAGAGGCUGGGUGGAGAACGGACAUACGAAGGGGUCCUUCGCAAGGUGUGCUGUUGGGGCCGCCAUUGCAGGAUUAGCGUGGGUGAUUGCCUUUCGGACUCUGGUUAUGCGCAGUGGACCCAAUGAUCAUACCACUUUCAAGCUGUGGAACUUGUGGCUCGUGGGUCUGUAUGCCUUGCCGCUGCUGGUGGGGGCGGAUGAAAAUGGAAAGAGUCAUUAAUGUCUCGAGGAGAUUGCUGAUCGAAGGUCAAAGAUCACAGAGUAUGAGUAGGUAAGAUGACGGGAGGAUUAGGGUGGCGUCGGGUGUGCGGGAAGGAAUGCAGUAGGAACCGGUG
Molecule: messenger RNA, 1413 nt
Organism: Aspergillus aculeatus ATCC 16872
Lineage: Eukaryota; Fungi; Ascomycota; Eurotiomycetes; Eurotiales; Aspergillaceae
Product: UbiA family prenyltransferase
Exons: 2
Coding region: 231-1298 (355 amino acids)
Cellular component (GO): membrane
Molecular function (GO): transferase activity, transferring alkyl or aryl (other than methyl) groups
Source: RefSeq, a predicted model, not a curated record